This is a messenger RNA of Stegastes partitus (bicolor damselfish), 4765 nucleotides long. RefSeq names its product zinc finger protein 385A (gene znf385a). Lineage: Eukaryota; Metazoa; Chordata; Actinopteri; Pomacentridae. The transcript has 7 exons. Bases 229 to 1527 code for a protein of 432 amino acids. Gene Ontology annotation, cellular component: nucleus. Gene Ontology annotation, molecular function: zinc ion binding; nucleic acid binding. The record is from RefSeq and is a predicted model, not a curated record.
GGAGGAGGAGGUUAAACAAAAAGGGAAGGCACUUGAUGGUCAUGUGCUGAAAACAAGAAGAGUAAGGGAGAGACUUGUGUUGCAGCAUCUCAAAGAGAAGCAGAGUGAGGAAAAAACAAAGAAACCUUAGCUGGCAAUGUAUCACUAGGCACAAGUCUUGUUUUUUUUUUCUUUCUUUCUUUUGUAAGCUAGUCUGUAUUCAGCAUAUACAACCCACCAGUUAGCUGAAUGAGUGAGGAAGGUGCACCACUCACUCUCAGUCUCGCAUAUGCCGAGACCCAAACACACACCUCGGCCGGCAACGCACACACAGGAGGACCAAUGCAGCUUCAAGCUUCUACAGACACGGAGGAGAAGAAGAUGGAUCCAGUGCAGAAGGCCGUGAUCAACCACACCUUCGGAGUUCCUCUGGUCAAGACCAAGCGGCCCGUCAUCUCCUGUAACGUCUGCCAGAUCCGCUUCAACUCAGAGAGCCAGGCAGAGGCCCAUUACAAAGGGAACCGCCAUGCCAGGAGAGUCAAAGGCAUUGAGACCUCUAAGAGUCGUCCUCAGGAGGGGGACAAGCCUCAUGCUCUGCCCCCCACCUCCUCACCAUCUCCGCCUGGAGCCCCUGGCACGGCCCCAGACAGUGAGCCCAGCAAAACGGAUGAAACACGGCCUCUGCCACAGUUAAACGGGCCCCUACUGGCCCCGGGGCCCCUUCCCCCUCUUCCGACCCCACCCACCCCACCCAUGGACUCCCCGGUGCCGUCGGUGUGCCCACUCCUCCCCACUCCCACUCCUCCCCUGAUCCCCCCGACCUCCUCCUCCCCAGGCUGCGCCAGCACCAACUCAGAGCAACCCGGGUCCGCACCUCCAAUUUCAGGAGCCGCUGGCACCCCGGCGUCCAGCAGCCCAUCCAACCCGGAGACAGAGGAGGAUAAAGCCAAGAAACUGCUGUACUGCUCACUGUGCAAGGUGGCUGUCAAUUCCUUGUCACAGCUGGAAGCUCACAACAAAGGUACAAAACACAAAACUAUCCUGGAAGCACGGAGCGGGCUGGGCCCCAUCAAGGCAUAUCCUCGCCUGGGCCCGAAGCCCAGCGGAGAGCAGGGAGGGGGGCCAGUGGACCCCAACACUCAGGAACGAACCUUCCACUGUGAGAUCUGCAAUGUGCGGGUCAACUCGGAACUGCAACUAAAACAGCACAUAUCAAGUCGAAGGCACCGGGACGGCAUGGCAGGCAAGCCUAACCCCCUCCUCAGCCGACACAAGAAGCACAGGGGAGCUGAUCUGACGUCUUCUUUGACCUUUUCCAAGGAUCUCACCAAAGCUUUGGGUGCAGGGCUCCUGCCCAACCCCUUGGCUGUUGCCGCAGCAAUGGCCGCUGCGGCGUCCUCGAACCCGCUGGCUCUCCGUGCAGCUGCUCCUGCGCCUCACCCACACCAUCACCUCUUGCAAGGCCCGCCUCUCAGCCACGCCAUCCUGAGACCCGCCCCCGGGCCGAUCCGCACCACCCACGGGCCAAUCCUCUUCUCUCCCUACUGACACAUCACCCUCUGACUUCAUCCAGUCAGAAGCAUCCACUCCAAAAAGCACACUGUGAAGCUACAAACACGAUCAACAAACAGCAAUUGAUAAAGGGGGGGGGGGAUCCAAUCAUUUAAAUAUCUGACUGAGAGAAUAGCAAGGGAAAGGAAUGGCGGAAAGGAGUCUCUCUUUUUCCCUUUACCUGAAACUCUCCAUUCACUCUCCCUCCAUUUUAAGACUUCUGCAGAUGGAAUGAGCAGAGGAGAGAUUUUCAUUAUGCAUUGAACUCCCUUGUACAUUUCUCACCUCCCCUGGUCCCUUGCACUGUGGCCCACGGUCACGGCCGCCUCAAUAGCAACAGAAGAAACACAUACAGAUCUUUCUAGAAACAUUAAGCCACAUGUAGUGUUACAUAAUUAUCGUGGGCCAGGUUGUUUUUUUUUUUUCUCCUGUCAUCGUGGCUCAACAUGCUCUUCUCAUCCUAUGCACCUCAAAAACCAAGACAAUAAUGUUAUGUCAGUAGGGUAGCUGCUUUCAUCGGUCUUUGCUGCGUGCGCCACAUGUAGCUGUGGCGGCCUCCACGGUACUGUACACGGCCUGCACCGCGCCGGAGGCCAGCAGCUCUUCAAUUUGUGACACUAGGUCCUCGCUAGAUACAACAUGACUUCGGCUGACAGGCAGGUGGUAGCCACAUCUGAACACGUCUGGUGAUGGUUUUGGGGGGGGUUAGGAGAACAGAAAAGUGACUGUGGGGGAUUGCUCUCCCCUGUCAUUUCCUGAGAGGGUGAGGUGAGAGGAGGGCUGGCACGGGUCAGCAGACGGAUUGACCACAGGCAGCAUGCAGACACACACUCAAGCCCAAACAAAUCUGUUUUAAAAUAGACUGUACCAGCAAAAAAUUGCUACGGGGCACAUCUGCCAACCUGCAUAACAGUCAGACAUGGGCCUUACCAAAGGGGAGAGGGGAUGGGAGAAGCAGCAGAAGUCACACAUUGGUACAUACUGUACUGCUGCUUAGUAUAAGCCCACAAUCUUUUAGCUUAGAUCGCCUUUUAUGGAAUGAAUUCUGUGCUUUUACAUGCAGUAAUGACAUAUACUCCACUGUAUAGAGCACAGGUGAAAUUGGACAUGACUUCUGUUUAGAUUACGAUGCCAAAAAAGGUUACUGGCACCUUCACAUCUCCCUGGUCGUCAUCCGCUGGCUGAUUCACUGUGUAGGUGAUUAUGACCUUGGUGUGACCCUGUGUAUUGAUGUAUUUAUGUUGUUUCUGCAUGCAACCUCACAAUAAGGUCCUGCAGGGACAAGCUUUUGCAUCAUUGGGUUGACCUCCUCCAUUCCUGCCCUGUCCUCCUCUUCCUCCUCCUCCUCCUCCUCCUCACCUCCCCGAGAUCCAAAGGUUCAUAUGGGUCUAUUGUGGAAGAUACUGGCGACCAUAAUGCUGAAAGGGAACAAAUUAAAUAGAGGAAGAUGAAAGCCAAAUACAUUCUUGGAGAAAUGAUCUUGAGCUGGAGUGACAACCGAGCCAGAAGCGUAGGGAAGCCGCCCGGAGCGGGAGCCAAGACGUCCAGCCCAAGGCAUCUAUCGAUACUUCCUGUCUUACAACUGAAAGCCAUGAAACACACCAUGAUUUGUUUUCUUUUACAAAGACUGGUGAGCACUUUGUUUUGUUUGGUUCGGACUGUUGGUUUGCGUUUGUAUCACACAUUAAAAAAAAGCAAAACAGAAAACACAAUAAAAAAUAUUUUUGUAGGUAGGAAAUGGUAAUAACUUCAUCCAUGAAGGGGGAGCGAAGAAAGGGGACUGUGGAUUAUAUAAGUGACUUAGGCAGACUGAUAAACAGGCAAAACAACUGACUCAGUGGGGAGCCACAAAAGCUAGCUAAGCAGCAGCAGACCUAUCUUGCCUGACAGCUUGAAACUAAAACCCUUUUCUGAACGAGAUGUACACUGUGCCCUUUCAUUGAGAAGCAAUGAGCUCUAAUGUCUUACCUUUGUCUGAAUAUUGCAAUGCAAUGAGCAAUUUUUAUCAGAGUGACUUGUUAUCAUUGUGACAUGUUGUGACAUAUUGUCUGGAGUCAUGUGUAAACUGGGAGCACGCCAGCUGACAGACUUUUCUGUUCUUCCACGAGGAGUUAAGUCCUUUAGGGGAUUGCGAGAGGGAUAUAGAGAGACGGAGGUGUAGCUGGGCAUAGGGACCGACCCUUCAUAUUAAAGGGCCUUUUUACUAUGGUAAUCUCUGCUUGGGGAACAGGGUACAACACCAGGUAUCAAGGGAUUAAAGCUAGAUCUGUUCAACAGGCUUAUUUUUGUUGUUAAUUUGGUUUUACAGAGUUGCAUUAUUAUUAUUUUUUUUCUGUGUGUGAGAAAUGUGUCGAAGUGAAAAUCCUGAGGAACGUUAUCAAUGCCAUUACUUAAAGAAGAAGCUGGCUUGGCGUCAGCUUCCACCAUUGUGCUCUUUUUUUUUUUUGUCGCUGAACGUAACCUUCAAUUUCAUUUUGUGAGUGAGAUGCUAUUCCAGGAUCCGUGCUCUCCUUCCUGUUGGUGUGUGUACCAUAUGUAUUCUAGUGUGUGUUGGGAUCUGCUCUCUCCCCCACCUCCCACCAAUCAGAGACAGAGGCAACCUGGAGCUAUAAAGUGGCCUAUAACACAAUAAUGGAGACAAAAACCUGCACAGGUUUGGUUUGGGAAGCGUGAUCAAUCAUCCUGGAUUCUAGCAGAGACUUGAUCAAUAACCCAACCUAACCAAAGUACUGCAACGUUGUCCCUGGUAGGUCAGUCAAGUAGCACCACAGAUAUGUUCAUAUUGUCCUUGAUAUGUUCAUAAAGUGGUAACUCCCAUUGAGUCAUCCUCAUUAUUCACAUUUGGGAAAUAAAUGUUAGAUUCCUAUUUUCUGGGCAGGUGUUUCAAGUUAGCUGUGUUUAGGCUACUAGCCUUAGCCUUAUUUUGCCCUCAGUCUCUCUCAGAGCAGAGAGAGAGAAAUGGAGAGGCUAUGGUGUACUUUUGUCUUGCCAAUAAAGUUAUUUUUGAACUUCAUUAUCAGAGGGGAAAAAGAGUUUGUAUGGCGAAUUGUAGCAAUACCUGACUCAUUCUGGCUACUCUUGUUUAUUGCAAUAAGAAAAUUAAACAAUAAAUGUGUAUGUGAGUAAAACAUUAUAAAUGUAAUUUAAAUGAAAAAGAAACUUUAUGGUAAAUACUAUUGGUAUCAAGAGAAACCAUGGUGGAAAAAAGUAAAUGUCAAUAAAUCAUUAAAUGAUA